This is a messenger RNA of Nezara viridula (southern green stink bug), 1662 nucleotides long. NCBI's taxonomy places the organism in Eukaryota, Metazoa, Arthropoda, Insecta, Hemiptera, Pentatomidae. The record is from the annotation of a GenBank genome assembly.
AUGUCGGCCUUAAGUUAUGGACCAAAUGUCCUUAAAGAAUUUAUAAAUAACAGAUUUCAGAACAAAGAACCAUGGCAAAUAGUUUCUAUAACAAUGACAUCAGUCUUGACUUUUAUCUGGCUUUGGGAUUUUCUUGCUCAAGAUGAAAGUUUGAUGUCAAGAACUAGAAAAAUGGUAUUCAGAUUAUGUCGUAAAAUUCCGUUUAUUUCCAAUAAAAUUGACCAAGAGUUGGGAAAGAUAUCUGAUAAAUUUGACAAGGAUGCUGAGGAGAGAUUUAAAUCACUGCCUUUUUUCACCCAACUUCCUUCUGAAGGAAUGAAGGAAGAAGAAAUAAUGAAUCUAAUUAAAGAAUACCUUAGUUGUGGUCAAUAUCAGUGGAAAGAAGGGUUCGUUUCCGGUGCAGUUUAUUUCGAUCCAGAAAAUAUGCUUAAUCUUUUAAGUAAAGUUUAUGCAACCACUUCCUACACCAAUCCUCUUCAUCCAGAAGUGUUCCCUGGUAUUUGUAAAAUGGAAGCUGAAGUUGUCAGAAUAGCAGCCAAUUUAUUUCAUGGUGGGCCUGAGUCUUGUGGAUCUAUGACAACUGGUGGAACUGAAUCAAUCCUCAUGGCUUGUAAAGCAUUCAGAGAUUACGGAAGAAAUGUAAAGGGUAUUAAAAAACCACGAAUGGUAAUACCACGUACAGCUCAUCCAGCAUUUGAAAAAUCAGCAAAUUAUUUAGGUAUAUCAAUCUGCUAUGUAUCUACAGAUCCAAUAACAACCUGUGUUUCCAUAAGUGAGAUGGAGAAGGCUAUUAACCGGAACACUAUUAUGUUAGUAGGAUCUGUACCAUCUUAUCCUUAUGGGGCUAUGGAUGAUAUAAAAAGCAUAGCAUCCCUUGGUGUGAAGUAUGAUAUUCCUGUACACGUUGAUUGCUGUCUGGGUGGUUUCUUAUUAGUAUUUAUGCCUGAAGCUGGAUUUGAACUUCCUCCUUUUGAUUUUCGAGUUCCUGGAGUAACAAGUAUAUCAGCCGACACUCAUAAGUACGCUUACUGCCCCAAAGGGUCAUCGAUCGUUCUUUAUUCUCAUCCCAAAUACCGACACGAACAAUAUUGUAUUACAACAGAUUGGCCUGGUGGUAUUUAUGGAUCUCCUACUGUGGCUGGUUCCCGAGCUGGCGGCGUUAUUGCUACCUGUUGGGCUACUUUAAUACACUUGGGAAAAAAUGAGUACAUAAAAGCUACAAAAAAAGUGAUCGAAACUGCCAGAUUUAUUGAAGAUGAAUUACGAAAAGUAAAUGGUAUAUUUAUCUUUGGAAAACCUGUUACAUCUGUCAUAGCUGUAGGAUCCAAUGAUUUCCAUGUAUUCCGUCUCAUCGAGAAACUAAAUGAAAAAGGAUGGAGUGUGAACCCCCUACAGUUUCCUGCUGGGUUUCAUAUUUGCCUUACUCAUGUGCAUACUCAAGAUGGAGUAGCUAAACGCUUUGUUGAUGAUGUCAAAGAGGCUGUCACUGAAAUUAUGAAAGAUCCCCGAAUGGAUGUUGAAGGAAAGAUGGCUAUGUAUGGUAUGUCCCAAGGCAUUCCUGAUAGAUCUAUUGUCGGCGAUUUCACCCGUUUCUUUUUAGACACCAUGUAUUAUACUCCAAAACCUGUUGUUACUCCUACUUUGAAUGGUUCUAAAAAAUAA